UUGCACCGUGACACCAGGGAGGACGAUUACAAAAGUAGGAAGAGAGCUUGAGCGGCGUGAUCUGUCUGCUUAGAAACAGAGUUUAAAGUGAUUAUAACGCGUUUUUCAAAGCCAUAUGGUGCGAUAAUCACCUGCAUCGAUUGCGGAUCGUAGGAGAAAUAUUGAAACCAUCGCCGGUUAAUUUAUUGACCAAGGUCACAGCGGGUGUUUGGAUGAAGGGCUCAGUUUUAAGGUGAUUUAAUGUUAGAUAAAUCCCGGUGAUUUUAUAUUUAAUAAACCCAGAGAGCAGAAGGAUGGCCGGGCUGAUCAACUUUGAGGACGAGAAGGAGGUGAAGCAGUUUCUGGAUAAUCUGGGGGUGGAGUACAGCUUCCAGUGUUACAAAGAGAGGGACCCUGAAGGCUGUCAGAGACUUGCUGACUACCUUGAAGGUGUGAAGAAGAAUUACGAGUCUGCUGCUCAGGUGCUGAAACACAACUGUGAGAAUAACGGACACGGAGAGAGCUGCUAUAAACUGGGAGCAUACCACAUCACCGGCAAAGGUGGAGUGGCAGAGUGUCUGAAAACGGCGUACUCAUGUUUUAUACGAUCCUGCAAAGCCGGAGGGAAGAAGUCUGUAGAUGCCUGUCACAAUGUGGGUUUGUUAGCUCAUGACGGUCGGGCGUUGGAGGGAGAACCUGACCUCUCAGCCGCCCGAGAAUACUAUGAGAAAGCUUGUGCCGGAGGUUUUGCCCCUUCCUGCUUUAACCUCAGCGCCCUGUACAUCGAAGGAAACUCCAAAGGCCUGAAACCGGACAUGACCAAGGCUCUGCUCUACGCUAACAGAGCCUGUGAGCUGGGACACGUGUGGGGCUGUGCCAACGCCAGCCGCAUGUACAGACUGGGAGACGGAACAGAGAGAGACGAGAAGAGAGCGGAGGAGCUGAAGAACCGAGCCAAAGAGCUGCACGGGUUAGAGAAGGAGAGGCAGCUCAAGUUUGGAGAAUGAACUGGAUUAGGAUUAAAUCAGCAGCAAGAGCUCGAUUAGAGAAAGGUUUAAACUGGAUUAAAAUGAUCCAGAUUCUGUUUGCUGUUUUGUCCACCAAGGAUCUAAUAAUCAAAUUCACUUUUUCCUUUUUAGUCAAAGAAAAACUGGAUCCUAAUAAACAUCAGGGGAUCUGAUUCAGUUUUUCUUUGGUAAACUGAGCUGCAUUACCUGAUCCCUGAAAGGAAAAGUUGAUUACCAAAUCAUGAUCAUUUUUAACAGGAUAAAAUCUUGGGAAGAUUCAAGCCAGGAUUAGAUUACCUGAUCUAAUCUCUUACAGCCAGGAUUCAAGAUGUUCAUAUGUGUGUAUGUGGUUAUGUAAAUAAAUAAAAAAAAAUAUUUCAGGGUUCAAAUGUAGGAUUUAUUAUUUUUCAGUCUGUUGUUGAAAGGGAAAUGUAAUGUAUGCCUAUUUUCAAAAGUACAUCAUCACUCAGUGUCUGAAAGUCAAAGGGGUUAAUGCAGGGGUGUCAAACUCAUAUUGAGUCUAGAUUUGCUCCAAUGAGAGGGCGGACUAGUUAGGCCAGCAGUGUCAAAGUCAAUCACGGAUUCUGAAUUUAGGCCUAACCUAAAGAGCCUAAGAAAGUCAACAUUUAGCCAUAAACUGUCAACCUCAUUUUCACAGGAAGUAAAAUAUGCAAAUAAUGAAUAAUGAAUCAUUAUGAGAUGGAAAAAAGUCGAAAUGAUAAGCUAAACCCUUCAGCUACUGAGUCUAAAAAUGGCGAUUUGGACAUAUUUUGUUAUU
This is a messenger RNA of Cheilinus undulatus (humphead wrasse), 1764 nucleotides long. RefSeq names its product cytochrome c oxidase assembly factor 7. The record is from RefSeq and is a predicted model, not a curated record. Gene Ontology annotation, molecular function: protein binding. Gene Ontology annotation, cellular component: mitochondrial intermembrane space. The transcript is spliced from 3 exons. The coding region runs from base 294 to 986 and encodes 230 amino acids. Lineage: Eukaryota; Metazoa; Chordata; Actinopteri; Labriformes; Labridae.